Molecule: messenger RNA, 1980 nt
Organism: Funneliformis mosseae
Lineage: Eukaryota; Fungi; Glomeromycota; Glomeromycetes; Glomerales; Glomeraceae
Source: the annotation of a GenBank genome assembly
AUGUCUACCAAAGUUGCAAGACAUCCGAAACAAGACGCUAUCACCAACUUUUUGAAAGUCCCUAAAAAUUUUAGAAAAGAUGAAGUUAGGGUCAAUAACACCUUUGGUUUCACUCCGUUUGACAGUGUUCAAGCGCGGAAAGCCUCCGAACUCGCCGCUCAAUUUAUGAUCGUCGCAAACUCCAAUCCUAAAGAUACUAUUGACCACGUUCUCGAGUUCGUUCAGAAACAGACCGAAACCGUUGACCCCGAAUUAGUUCGCUGGGCUUUUAUGAUUUUCAUUGCUCAUCAUCCGGCUGCUCGUGAUCAACAAUUACGUAUUCCUUCAUUGGUUAACCGCGCUCCCCAAUUGACCGUUCCCAAGAAACCUCAAGUUCCACUCACGCCGGGUCCCAUCAUUUCCGAUAAACCGCCCGCACUGCUCACCGAACAACUGGAAGGUGACGUGGAAUUGUAUUUGGACUGGUUCAGAGAAGAUCCUAAUCUCAACGAGCAUCACGAACAUUGGCAUAUCGUUUAUCCCGGUGGUGGGGUACCCGAUCCGAGCAAUCCAAAAAUCCGUAUCCCAAAGGAUCGUCAUGGCGAACUGUUCAUCUACAUGCAUCGACAGAUGCUGGCCAGGCACGAUAUUGAACGUCUAGCAUUGGGUAUACCUCUGAUCAAGCCUUUGGAAAAUUACCGAGAACCGAUUCCACAAGGAUAUAAUCCUAACGAACAUUUAGUUGAUUCAAGUGAUGAUUCUCCUUAUGCAACUCGUCAAUCCAAUAAAAAACUUGGAAAUCUGGGUAAAGGAAUGACGGUUGAAGAUUUGGAAUCGUAUCGUGACGCUCUUAUACAAGCUAUUGAUAGUGGCAAGUUGGCCGGUAAUAUUGAUAUCACCAAUAACAUUCUGGGUUCCACCAUCGAAUCUUCCGACGAAAACAUGGAACAACGUUAUGGUUCUUUGCAUAACACCGGACACGUGUUGCUUGCGUACAUCAAUGAUCCGGGUCGUGCGAACGACGCCGGAAAUGAUCCAGGCGUGAUGAGCAGUCCACGCGUCGCGGCACGUGAUCCAGUAUUUUGGAGAUGGCACCGUCAUGUUGAUGAUUUGUUUAAUAGGUGGCAAGAUAAAUUAGAACCUAAUAACUUCUCUGAUGCACCACCUGUGAAUGUUAAAGGUAUCAUUCUUGUAUAUAAAGAUAAACUUCCCAUUAGUCAUGGAGCAACUCAGGACAAGCAGGCAGCCGAUUUUGGUGAAAAAACAUUUGGAGGGAGUAACUUUGGAGCGGAUGUAUCAAAGAAUGAAAUUGUAACGACUGAAUUACAAACCAAAAUGAAACGUAGAAAUUGGACAUGGGUUGAAGAUACAGGCAAGACCGAUACGAUUGAGUACUUAUUCCCACGAGAGUAUUAUUAUUAUUUCCGUGUCGAGAACACUUCUUCAUCCCAAUUGGAUGCGACGUUCCGCGUUUUCUUGGCACCAGAAGAAUUAGCUCAUUCGAGACGUCAUUGGAUUGAAAUGGACAAGUUUAAGCAAACUUUGGCUCCCAAAUCUAAAACCGUGGUAUGCCGUGAUUGUGAUAUGUCAUCGAUCGUUCGUCAACCUCCGCAGAAGACCGAAGAUGAAUUAGACGAUACAACAACUCCGCCUGGAACGGUGGAAUCUUUGAACGAGAAAUAUUGUGAUUGUGGUUGGCCCUUCCAUCUUCUGCUGCCCAGAGGAAGAAAAGAUGGAUUGAAAUUUAAAUUAUUGGUGUUCAUCUCGGACUGGUCUAAAGAUAAAGUACCAACAAUGAGUAGGUGUGGAAGCAUUAGUUACUGCGGCGCUGAAAGACCCGGUGAUAAAUAUCCUGAUAUCAGACCCAUGGGUUAUCCAUUCGAUAAACCGUUCAAAAAUAAUUCUUAUGAAGAGACGUUUGCAAAUUUACAUAACGCGUCAAUUAAAGAUAUUACUAUUCGUUGGGUUGACGAUUUCCCUGAAAUUGUCACCAAGGCAUAA